This is a messenger RNA of Cooperia oncophora, 282 nucleotides long. Lineage: Eukaryota; Metazoa; Nematoda; Chromadorea; Rhabditida; Trichostrongylidae. The record is from the annotation of a GenBank genome assembly.
AUGGCUGAGCAUAAUUAUGGCGACCUCACAAAGACAGUCCAUUUUGAGGAAGAAAUCGUUCACAGAGCAUCAAAGGAGAACAUAACGGCAAAGAAUGAAAACCUCUCUAGUGUGUUGGUGUUCUUGUUCUAUGUUGCUACAACAACCGUUCUCGUAAUGCUCAUUGGAUUCUGGAUUCUCCUUAUGCGAAUCUAUCCUAUGACUUACGUGAUGCCGCUGAUUAUUGUAACACUUGCAGGCUAUCUUCUUCUAUUUGGAAACCUUGGUGUUGCUUGCCUGUGA